GGGAUCUGAGGAGGAGGAGGGCGGUGAUGAUGAUGAUGAUGAUGAUGAUGAUGACAGUCCACUAGACCGCCUCCACCACAGCCACAGCGCACGGCUCGCGCAUUCCGCUCCGCGCCGUGGACCGGGAUGGACUCGAGGCUGCAGAUCCGACCCGGGAUCCCCACUCCGGACCUGGACCUGGACCUGGACCUGGACCUGGACCUGUCCACUCCCGCGCCCUGGAACCUCAGCUCCGGCAGCCCGCGUCCGCACCGGCUCCUGGAGCUGCCGGCGGCCACGACCACCGUUUCUAUGGAUACGAGUCACCCAUUCCCGACAGUAGACGUCCCUGGAUACGUCCAUUACACCAUCGGUGUCGUCAUCAUGGCGGUGGGCAUCACAGGCAUGCUGGGAAACUUUCUGGUCAUCUAUGCGUUCAGCAGGUGCAGGGGUUUGCGAACUCCGUCCAACAUUUUCAUCAUUAACCUGGCAAUCACGGACUUCCUCAUGUGCCUGACCCAGACGCCCAUCUUCUUCAUCAGCAGCAUGCACAAGCAGUGGAUCUUUGGAAAGAAAGCCUGUGAGUUGUACGCCUUCUGCGGCGCCUUGUUCGGCAUCUGCAGUAUGAUGACGCUGAUGGUGAUCGCGGUGGACCGCUACGUGGUCAUCACCAGACCGCUGGCGUCCCUGGGCGUCAUGUCCCACAGGAAGGCCCUGCUCAUCUGCGCCGUGGCCUGGGUCUACUCCGCCGGGUGGAGCCUCCCCCCGUUCUUCGGCUGGAGCGCCUACGUCCCUGAAGGCCUGAUGACGUCGUGUUCGUGGGACUACAUGACCUUCACGCCGUCGGUGCGGUCCUACACCAUGCUGCUCUUCACCUUUGUCUUCUUCAUCCCCCUGUCCAUCAUCAUCGUCUGCUACUUCUGCAUCUUCAGGGCCAUCCGACACACCACACGGGCAAUAACAAAGAUCACCUGUGAAACCAGAGACUCGGCCAAGAAGUUCCACAAAAUGAAGAACGAGUGGCGGAUGGCGAAGAUCGCGCUCAUUGUCAUCCUGCUGUUUGUCAUCUCGUGGGCGCCGUACUCCUGCGCCGCCCUCACCGCCUUCGCCGGAUACGCCAACCUGUUGACUCCGUACAUGAACUCCAUUCCUGCUGUGAUCGCCAAAGCCUCUGCCAUCCACAACCCCAUCAUCUACGCCAUCACACACCCCAAAUACAGGUCGGCCAUCAGCAGGUACGUCCCCUACCUGGGCGUCUUCCUGUGCGUCACCGGCAGAGACAGGUUCACCAGCAGCAGUUUCCAGUCCACCCACCGCUCCACGCUGGCCAGCCAAUCAGACGGCCUCCAGCCCAGCAAAGCCCCGUCCUCCAUAUCCAGCGAAUCAGCCGUCUCCGACACCGAGGAGGACUCGUCGAUUCGGACGCCGACCGGUCGUCGCGUCUCCGUCAACGGCAAACCCGUGCGCCACGCCAGCCAGAGGUCAAAGGUCAAAGGUUACAACUCGGUGGAUCUGCUGAGAAGAGAUGAACUGACCAUCAGUCACCUCUGCCAGACCACGAGUCUGACCGAGCCCGAGGACAUCUCCAUGUCGGACAUGGGUGUCCGACCGUCCACACAUUUACCGGCAGCUGUCAGAGUGGACCAGACCCCCCCCCGUCCACGACCAGCGCUAAAAGACCUAAAAGAAGAACCGCAGCUGAGGCCUACGAGCAAGGCAUCGGUCAUCAUCACGUCCAUAUCCAGCCCGUCCAUCGUGAGCAGCCAGCCGGGUUUCCAUGGCAACCUCAAAAUGACCAAAACAUGCAGCCCUAUUCUCAAGGAGCCUGUUGAGAUACCCCGACUGGAGACCACAGCGCUGCCGUGAAUGCUGGGAUACGAGAGCGAUGACGGUGCAAUCACAGCCCAGUGUGGUGAAAAAAAGAACCCGACCAACGGGAAAACACGCAAAGUUUACGACGGAAACAAAGCGCCCAGGUGUGAAACCUUCCGUCCAGAUGCACAACUCCUCCAUCACCACCUCCGUUCCAUCGUUCCCGUCACUUUACCUCGUCUUUUUCAGGCUCUUUUCAACCACGUCUUGAUCUUUCUACGCCUGCUGCACCUCUGACUACGAUUGUAAAACCUGUUCAGACUGAAUCAAUCCACCCUGAUGCCAUAUCGUUUGGUUAAAGUCGACUUUAAUUCACAUUUGUCCUGCAGCGCACGUUAAUGAAUGUACAAAAUUACAUAAUGAAUAUGUUUGAAAUAUUACGACGAACCUUUUGGCAUUAGAGAAAAUGCUAAAUAUAUAUAUGUAUAAAGUUUAAAUAUGGCUUUAAUGAAGUGAAGCUUUUAUGAAGUGAUGGUUUCAUGGUGAUUUAGUUUUGUUUGUACAAGAUGUUUUGUGUUUUUAUUUAUUUUUCUAAAUAAAGAUGUGAAGAAAGACUG
Messenger RNA from Sphaeramia orbicularis (orbiculate cardinalfish), 2408 nucleotides. RefSeq names its product melanopsin-like. Gene Ontology annotation, biological process: G protein-coupled receptor signaling pathway; visual perception. Gene Ontology annotation, molecular function: G protein-coupled receptor activity. Gene Ontology annotation, cellular component: membrane. The record is from RefSeq and is a predicted model, not a curated record. Bases 127 to 1845 code for a protein of 572 amino acids. NCBI's taxonomy places the organism in Eukaryota, Metazoa, Chordata, Actinopteri, Kurtiformes, Apogonidae. The transcript has 12 exons.